AUGAGGAGGAUACUUUUGUUACUCCAGAGCUUGCUAUUAGCAGGUCGAGUGAUAGUUGUAGCCGGCAAUGACCAAAGAGAGUUUAUAGCAUUGGUGAAGACGACACGAGAGGUAGCUUCGACUCAUGGCGCUGUCUGGGAUAUUCAGCACAAGGGUAGCAAACGUCUUUACGAGAAAGGUGACGAUGACAGCAGAGAAAUGGUUCAACUUCGAGUAAUUGUGCACAGUCAAGACGAAGCGACGCAGUUGGAUCAACUCGAAUCCGCGGGACUCCUACACUACGAAACGUCGGCCAAUGACGAGGACGCCACUCGACGAAACCUCGAAGGCAUCAACGAUCAGUUCAGUUGUUACCGUACGGUAGACGAAACCUACACGAGUCUGGACGAUCUGGCCACUCGAUAUCCCACGUUCGUUACAAUCGAUACGAUUGGAGAAUCGUGGCGGAAACAGCAAGGACUCGGCGGCAAUGACAUCAAAGUCAUGAUCCUAACGGCGCCCUCUACCUUUACAAAACACAAUCUCAUGGUGGUUGCGGGACACCAUUCCCGCGAGUUGCCUCCCCCGGAAGCAGUCAUGAGGUGGGCCACGCAUUUGCUACAAAACUACGGCAUUGACGCCGAUAUUACGUGGAUUCUACAACGCACCCAGAUUCACAUUGUUCCCGUUGCCAAUCCCGAUGGACGUGACAUUGUUCAGAAUCACCUCGGUUGGAUGUAUCGCAAAAAUGCUCGUGACGUGGGUUGUCCGGAACACCAACAAGGCGUCGAUCUCAAUCGCAAUUACCCCUUUGCAUGGGGAUCUGACCACGGAUCCAGCAACAGCGCCUGUGCCACAUCGUAUCGAGGAUCGUCCGCCUUGUCCGAGCCCGAGACCAGUGCCGUCUACAACUAUGCGCAUAAUCUAUUUCCCCAACAAAUCAAAAAAGGCACCGUCGUGCAAGCCGAAGCAAUGUAUCAAGAUGUCUGUCCGGAAGAUACCGCCACGGGAAUCUUUGUGGAUGUCCAUUCCUCUGGUGAUUUCGUCUACUUUCCAUGGGGCUUUGCCGACCUGCAGUCACCCAAUCAUCGGAGUUUAUUGACGCUAUCCGCCAAACUGGCCCGUCCGGGUAACUACACGCUCUGGGGACCAGGACAGAGUGGAUUCCUCUACUUUGUUUCGGGGGAUGCCACGGAUGCGACGUAUGGGAUCGACUGUAUCGCUUCAGUUGGCUAUGAAAUUGGGAGUCAGUUCUACGCUUCUUGUACGGAGCUCAAGUCCAGUAUCGUCCCCAUUCUGACCGAAUCACUCCUAUAUGCUGCGAAAUCUGUCAGCGCUCCAUACAAGAUUCCAUUAGGGCCGGAUAUUCUCAAUAUUUGCGUCGACAACAGUGAUCCCACCCAAACCACCAUGACACUCAAAGCCAGUGAUGAAGCGUUGAUUGUCCCAUGGGCCGUGUACGACGACGAAAAAGAUAAAAGCCAAGCAAUCGCCGAGGUGCGCGUGUUCUGGAAUGCCCACCCUUACGACAACACGUUCAAUCAUGGGACUCUCAUGGCCCCAUUGGACGGCGCCUUUGACAGUAUCGAAGAAGAACUCGUCUACAUCAUGGACACAUCUGGAACCACUGGCCAGUACGUUCUGUACUUUCAGGCCAAAGAUAUGGAGGGAUACGAGGGUGCCGUUUCGGCCGUUUUUGUUGACAAUGCCAAACCACAAGUCUGUGCGUCCAGUCAAGCCAUCAAAACGAUGGCAGCUGCCGAAACACAGCCACAAACAAACCCGGCCGUGCCACAAGCUACUCUAGCCGUGCCACAACCUAUACCAGCUCCUCCUCCGACCCAACCACAAACCAUGGCCAUGAAUACCGCCCGAAAGGAACAAAUGAUGAAACGAAACCGACGACGCACGCUUCGAAAGCGCCGACAGACGCUCCGUAAAAGAAAGUGGGAACGGAGAAGAUGGCUCCGGAGGCGGAAACGCCGUCUCAUGAUACGGCGAGAGCGACUGCAACAACUUGGGCGGCCCAUGCGUAGAGGAUUGGGUGAUUCAUAG
Seminavis robusta is the source of this 2034-nucleotide messenger RNA. NCBI's taxonomy places the organism in Eukaryota, Bacillariophyta, Bacillariophyceae, Naviculales, Naviculaceae. The record is from the annotation of a GenBank genome assembly.